Molecule: messenger RNA, 1539 nt
Organism: Vigna umbellata (rice bean)
Lineage: Eukaryota; Viridiplantae; Streptophyta; Magnoliopsida; Fabales; Fabaceae
Source: RefSeq, a predicted model, not a curated record
AAAGAUGAGUGGGAACAUGGUGGCAUGUCUCAGCGGUGUGGUUGAAACAGAGCUUGGUCGGUUGCGACAUCGUGCUCUGCUUUUCACUGUGACUGAAACCACAAAGUAAUCUCUUUGAGAAGUGAAGAUGAGCCACGAGCUGAAGGAGACGUACGCGUGCAUGCCCACGACGGAGCGCGGCCGCGGGAUUCUGAUCUCGGGCGACGCCAAGUCCAACUCCAUCGUCUACACCAACGCCAGAUCGGUGGUCAUCGUGAGCCUCGAGAAUCCCCUUAACGUCUCUGUCUACGGGGAACAUGCCUACCCGGCCACCGUCGCGCGUUUCUCCCCCAACGGCGAGUGGGUCGCCUCCGCCGACGCCUCCGGUACCGUCAGGAUCUGGGGCACGCGAAACGACUUCGUUUUGAAGAAGGAGUUCAGAGUCCUCUCCGGGCGCAUCGACGACCUUCAGUGGUCCCCCGACGGCCUCCGAAUCGUUGCCUGCGGCGAAGGCAAAGGGAAGUCCUUCGUCCGCGCUUUCAUGUGGGAUUCAGGGACUAAUGUUGGAGAAUUUGACGGUCACUCGCGCCGGGUUUUGAGUUGUGCAUAUAAACCCACGAGACCAUUUCGUGUUGUUACCUGUGGAGAGGAUUUUCUGGUUAACUUUUAUGAGGGACCUCCCUUUAGAUUUAAGCUAUCUCACAGGGAUCAUUCAAAUUUUGUUAAUUGUGUAAGAUAUUCUCCAGAUGGCAGUAAAUUUAUUACCGUAAGUUCUGACAAAAGUGGUUUCAUAUUCGAUGGAAAAAGUGCUGAGAAGAUCGGUGAGUUGUCUUCUGAAGGUGGGCAUACUGGAAGUAUUUAUGCUGUUAGCUGGAGUCCUGAUGGAAAACAGGUGUUGACUGUGUCUGCUGACAAGUCUGCAAAAGUAUGGGACAUAUCAGAAGACAAUAACGGAAAGGUGAAGAAAACUUUGACUUGUCCUGGCACUGGUGGAGUUGAAGAUAUGCUAGUGGGGUGCCUAUGGUUGAAUGAUUAUCUUGUCACUGUUUCUCUGGGUGGGAUAAUAUCUAUAUUUUUAGCAAGCGAUCUCGAUAAAGCCCCGACAGCAUUUUCUGGACAUAUGAAAAAUGUUUCCUCCUUAUCUAUUCUUAGAAGUAACCCUAAAGUGCUCUUGUCUAGCAGUUAUGAUGGCUUAAUAGUUAGGUGGAUUCAAGGGAUUGGAUAUAGUGGAAAAGUACAAAGGAAGGAAGGUUCUCAAAUCAAAUGCUUAGUUGCCGUAGAAGAAGAGAUUGUUACUUCUGGAUUUGAUAAUAAGGUGAAUGUUUUGCUUAUAUUAUUUGUUAAUAUGAUAAUGAUAAUAAUUAUGCUACAGUUUUCUCAAUUUCCAUCUCCUCCAUUGGUGACAGAAUCAGUGAUGCUUUUCAUUUGCAUUUAAAUAAUAUAUUUUUUAUGGGUUGAAAUAAAUUAUUCAUAUGGCAUUAUCCAUAUUGGUAGUGAAGUUUCUGAUAGGAUAUGGGGCUAGAUCAGAAAAUAGUUGGAAUACCACUUCGAACAAUCAAA